Gastrolobium bilobum is the source of this 1252-nucleotide messenger RNA. Its product is annotated as carbonic anhydrase 2-like. The record is from RefSeq and is a predicted model, not a curated record. Gene Ontology annotation, biological process: carbon utilization. Gene Ontology annotation, molecular function: zinc ion binding; carbonate dehydratase activity. The transcript has 9 exons. The coding region runs from base 176 to 946 and encodes 256 amino acids. NCBI's taxonomy places the organism in Eukaryota, Viridiplantae, Streptophyta, Magnoliopsida, Fabales, Fabaceae.
UGGCACACAAUACGUGAAUCCUGGUCCCCUUUGUGGCCUCUCUAGCGCGUGGAACGAAACUCAUCCUUAUAUUACAUGUAAAACGCACACUAGCCCUUACCAAUUUUCCUCCUCCACAAUCAGAAUCUCUCUCGAUCUCCCUCGCCCUGUUCAUAAAAAUAGAAAGAAGGAAGACAUGGCAGGAGAGUCAUACGAGGAUGCCAUUGCAGCGCUGUCGAAGCUUCUCAGCGAGAAAGCGAGCCUCGGGGAUGUCGCCGCCGCAAAGAUCAAGCAGUUAACGGCGGAGCUGGAUGCCGCCGGGUCGAAGCCCUUUAACCCGGAUGAGAGGAUCCGAACCGGGUUCGCCCACUUCAAGAAUGAGAAAUUCCAGAAGAAUCCGGAAUUGUAUGACGAACUUGCCAAAGGCCAGAGCCCAAAGUUUAUGGUGUUUGCUUGCUCGGACUCAAGAGUUUGCCCAUCUCAUGUUCUGAAUUUCCAACCUGGUGAAGCCUUUGUGGUCCGAAACAUAGCCAGCAUGGUUCCACCAUAUGACAAGACGAAGUAUGCAGGAGCAGGGGCGGCCAUUGAAUAUGCAGUCUUACAUCUAAAGGUGGAGAAUAUUGUGGUCAUUGGACACAGCUGCUGUGGAGGAAUAAAGGGCCUCAUGUCUAUCCCAGAUGAUGGGACCACUGCAAGUGACUUCAUAGAGCAAUGGGUCCAAAUUUGUACUCCAGCAAAGUCCAAGGUUAAAGCAGAAGCAAACAAUUUAGGUUUCUCGGAGCAGUGUACCAACUGUGAGAAGGAAGCUGUGAAUGUAUCGCUUGGGAACCUAUUGACUUAUCCAUUUGUGAGAGAUGCGGUUGUGAAGAAAACGCUUGCUUUGAAAGGUGCACAUUAUGAUUUUGUUAAGGGCACCUUUGAGCUGUGGGAUCUGGACUUCAAAAUCUCACCCUCUGUAUCCGUUUAAGAUCACUAAAGCACCAAACAGAAGUGUUCUUAGCUCUGUUGUGCACGAUGUACAUGACUCCUUUUGCAAGUGUUUUCCAAUUGUACAAGCCCCUGUUCCCCCUCUUUCUUUUCCCUCAGUCCCCAAAAAUAAUGGUCUUUUGACCUACUCAUUUUGUUUUGCACCGUUUUCUAUUUUAUGCUGUGGUUUUCUUCUAGCAAACUUGUAGACUGAUCUAUCCAUUAAAUUUUAGCAAUGUUUUUGGUAGGAAACAUUUUAAAGAACGGAUUUAAUUCAUCUAAGACCCUCUUGAGGCAUUUGGCUGAG